Messenger RNA from Psilocybe cubensis, 1629 nucleotides. RefSeq lists its product as uncharacterized. Gene Ontology annotation, molecular function: malate synthase activity. The transcript is spliced from 6 exons. NCBI's taxonomy places the organism in Eukaryota, Fungi, Basidiomycota, Agaricomycetes, Agaricales, Agrocybaceae. Gene Ontology annotation, biological process: glyoxylate cycle. The record is from RefSeq and is a predicted model, not a curated record. Gene Ontology annotation, cellular component: peroxisomal matrix; cytoplasm. Bases 1 to 1629 code for a protein of 542 amino acids.
AUGACCGUCCAAGGCGUUAAGAUCCAUUCUAAAGUAGCCCCAAAAGCUCAGGCUGAGCUCUUCACCGACGGCGCGCUCAAGUUCCUCGCCGCUCUCCAUCGCACAUUCGAAUCUACUCGCCAGUCGUUGCUUGUCGCUCGCGAGGAUGCUCAACGCAGAUUGGACUCCGGAGUUCCUCUCGACUUUCCCAAGGAGACUGCGCACAUCCGUGCCGAGCCUUCAUGGCACUGCGUUCCCCCUGCCCCAGGUCUGGAAGACCGUCGCGUCGAAAUCACUGGUCCAACAGACAGGAAGAUGGUCAUCAACGCCCUCAACAGCGGUGCAAAGACAUUCAUGGCGGAUUUCGAAGAUUCCAGCGCCCCCACUUUCGCCAACAUGAUCAAUGGCCAGGUCAACCUUCGCGAUGCUAUCAGGCGGCAAAUCGAUUUCGAGACGGGAGGGAAAUCGUACAAGCUUUCUGAGAACCCAGCUGUACUCAUCGUUCGGCCCAGAGGAUGGCACCUUGAUGAGCCCCGCGUUACCGUCGACAAUCAACCCAUGUCUGGUUCUCUGUUCGAUUUCGCCCUUUACUUCUAUCACAACGCGCACGAAUUGGUCAAGCGCGGAUACGGACCUUACUUUUACCUACCUAAAAUGGAACACUACCUCGAAGCGAGACUCUGGAACGAUGUUUUCGUAUUCUCGCAGUCCUAUAUCGGAAUGGCCCACAAUACCAUCCGUGCCACCGUUCUUAUUGAAACUCUCCCUGCUGCAUUCCAAAUGGAAGAGAUCCUGUUCGAGUUGCGAAAUCAUUCGUCUGGCCUGAACUGUGGACGAUGGGAUUACAUUUUUAGCUUCAUAAAGAAGAGAAGGGCCGAUCGCAGUGCUGUCCUUCCUGACCGCAAAGAUGUCACCAUGACUGUUCCAUUUAUGGAUGCCUAUGUGCGCCUUCUUAUCCAGACAUGCCAUAAGCGCAAGGUCGCGGCUAUGGGUGGAAUGUCUGCCCAAAUUCCCAUCAAGGACGAUCCAAAGGCUAACGAAGUAGCCAUGGCGAAAGUCCGAGCUGACAAGUUGCGCGAGGUUACGGCUGGUCAUGAUGGAACCUGGAUCGCGCAUCCCCUCAUCAAUAAAAUCGCACGCGAGGUCUUUGACCAGAACAUGCUGGGGCCUAAUCAGUACUAUGUUCUCCGCUCCGAAGUCAAAGUCGCUGCUGCCGAUCUCCUAAGCACCGCCGUACCAGGAAAGAUUACCUCCGAGGGCGUUCGUGAAAAUGUCGAAACAUGUCUUGCCUACACCGCCGCCUGGGUUGGUGGAAAUGGAUGUAUCCCCCUCAACUAUCUCAUGGAGGAUGCCGCAACUGCUGAGAUCACUCGCGUCCAACUUUGGCAGUGGGUACACUACGGCUCGCGUGUGUCUGACACCGGCGCUCCUAUCACUGCGGAGUAUGUUGACGCACUUGUGAAAGAGAUUGCGCCCAACCUGGGUAAAAUCGUUGCUGGUUUGAAGGAGGCCGACGUCAACAUCGCCGCUGAAUAUUUGAAGGGUCAAGUGAGGAGGAGGUGGCCAAGCGAGUUCUUGACGAGCGAUCUGAUGGGAUAUUUGGCGGUUAGAGAUGGUGUUGAGCCCGGAUUGCAACGAGCUGCUUUGUGA